AUGUCAGAACAAACCACCAAAAAAGAUGCAUCUACUUCCACAGUAUCUAAUGAAAAACUAUCACCAGUUAUAUUCUGUAUAGGAAUGGCGGGAUCUGGUAAAACUACAUUUAUGCAAAGAUUAAAUUCAUAUUUACAUCAAAAGAAACAAAUUCCAUAUGUUAUAAAUUUAGAUCCAGCUGUUUUAAAAGUACCAUUUGGGUGUAAUAUAGAUAUCAGAGAUUCAAUAAAGUACAAAAAAGUGAUGGAGGAGUACAACCUAGGUCCCAAUGGAGCUAUUGUAACAUCAUUAAAUUUAUUCAGUACUAAAAUAGAUCAAGUUAUAAAAUUAGUCGAUAAGAAGCAAGAUAAAAUUAAAGAAGUGAUUGUUGAUACCCCUGGUCAAAUUGAAUGUUUUAUAUGGAGUGCAAGUGGAUCUAUAAUAACAGAAGCAUUUGCAUCAACUUAUCCAACAAUGAUUGCCUAUAUUGUAGAUACACCAAGAAAUACAAAUCCUACAACUUUUAUGUCAAAUAUGUUAUAUGCAUGUUCAAUACUAUAUAAGACAAAAUUACCAAUGAUUGUAGUUUUUAAUAAAACAGAUAUACAAAGUUGUGAAUUUGCAAAAGAGUGGAUGUCAGAUUUUGAGGUAUUUCAAGAAGCUAUUAAAACAAACCAAGAAUUAAAUAAUGAAAGUUCAAGUGGAUACAUGACUUCGUUGGUGAACUCAAUGUCAUUAAUGCUUGAAGAAUUUUAUCAAAAUUUAGAUGUUGUUGGAGUAAGUUCAUAUACGGGACAAGGAUUUGAUGAAUUUUUAGAUGCUGUAGAUAGUAAAGUUGAUGAAUAUAAUGAAUAUUAUAAAGCUGAAAGAGAUAGAAUAUUGAAUAAAAAAGAAGACGACGAAAAGAAAAGACAAACUCAAAGUUUAAAUAAGUUAAUGAAAGAUAUGGAUAUGAAUACAAAAAAAGAUAGUGAAGUAUUAUCUGAUUUUGAAAAUGAGGAUGAUGUGGAUGAAGAAUUACAAGGUGAAGUUUAUCCAGAUGACGAAGAAGAGGCUUUGGGAAAUCCAUCGAGAGAGUAUACUUUUCCAGAGGAUAGGUCAAAUGAAUUAAAUGAGUCAACCGAUAGUGAUAUAAGAGAUAGAUACGCCAAGGCCAUGGAAGAUAGAGGAAAUCCCAUUUCUUCGGAAACUGCAGAAAAUAUUGCAAAAUAUAUAAAUAGAAGUCAAUAA
Molecule: messenger RNA, 1209 nt
Organism: Lodderomyces jiufengensis
Lineage: Eukaryota; Fungi; Ascomycota; Pichiomycetes; Serinales; Debaryomycetaceae
Product: GTPase
Exons: 1
Coding region: 1-1209 (402 amino acids)
Molecular function (GO): GTPase activity
Source: RefSeq, a predicted model, not a curated record